Messenger RNA from Diabrotica balteata, 378 nucleotides. Lineage: Eukaryota; Metazoa; Arthropoda; Insecta; Coleoptera; Chrysomelidae. The record is from the annotation of a GenBank genome assembly.
AUGUCGAAAACAGCAGGUAUUAUAGACUCUAGUACAUUUAUAGUAGCUACGAAAAGCGGCCAGAUGAUCGUGAAAGUGGCACCUAAGACUGAACAGACUCACUUAAAAAUCAUGAAGAAAAAUGGUGCAUCGACACAACAGGUUGUCCAGAUGCGCCCUAAGUGUGCCCAACAAACACCAAAAUCACUAAAGGGUCACCUGGCCAAAGCUAAAAAAAGAUUAUCAGAACUGAAAGUGUCGCCAGUUACACCUAAACAGACCGAAUUCCCCAAAAAACCUAUCUAUCUGCUAAGACAGACACCUUUAAAAAACCGAUGGUCGUCAAGAAACUUCCAGAAUCGGCUCCAAAAUCUAGCCCCAAUGCAUUUUCGAAAUUAA